Solenopsis invicta (red fire ant) is the source of this 3233-nucleotide messenger RNA. RefSeq names its product coiled-coil domain-containing protein 50. The transcript is spliced from 6 exons. Bases 525 to 1535 code for a protein of 336 amino acids. The record is from RefSeq and is a predicted model, not a curated record. Lineage: Eukaryota; Metazoa; Arthropoda; Insecta; Hymenoptera; Formicidae.
UCAUUGACCCCGAUUAAGUUAGGUUAGGUUAGGUUAAGUUUGCUCCUUUCUCUUCUCUCGGUCGCUCUCGUUUCACCCCUUUCACCGUACGCUCUCGCGAUCCAUUCAUCCGCGCUACUACUAUCUAUUGUAUUUUACUGUUACUAUCCGUUCCGCGAAAAGUUGACUCUUUUCCCACGCGAACGACAUCAUUUGAUAUCAUUCAUCGUGACGACUGCAGCAGUGCAGCUUUGUCACUGUUCGUCGCGAUUUUCACGGCUGCUCGCAGUGCUCGCUGCUACAGUGCUACGCAACGCAGAGAUAUGCGCUUGUUGCAUUCUGCACUUUCUGCAGCAGCCAGCAGUGAAGCCAAGUGGAGCCAGUCUUGGGCAGUCUGGGCAGUCUUGGGUCUCGGAAGCAUCGAGUCCUUUUAAUGGAUGGAGAGGAGACAGCGUUGUUCUCGCGCAAGGUGGUUGUAAACAUAGUUCGCGUCGUCGACAACAUUCCGCUGGGACGUGUCCGCGUGAGACGGACGAGAAGGUGCAAUGGCGAAAUCCGUGCUAAGCUCGGACACCCUACCAAAGGCGGGUCGUGUAAACGAAGUAUGCCGCGAAUGGUUGGUUCAUGAGGAUGGUGCAUUGGCGUAUCGGCUUCAGGAUGAAGAAAUUAAGGAACAUUAUACCGGCAACAAAACUCGUAAUGCACAGGUGAGGGAAGAUACGCCACGAGCCAGAGUCGAACAGGAAUUGGAAGCACUGAGAUAUCAAACUUACAUUCAACAACAGGAAGAGAGAGAUGCUCUUGUUGCGAGGCAGUUUGCACUUUCUCUGGAGCGAGAGGAAAGGCAAAAAGAGCGCGAAUUGCAAGAAAUGAUGAGAUUACAAUUAAGAUUGGGAGAUGAAGCUAUGCAGCAAGAAUUUGAAAGACGUAUGCAAGAAGAAAAAGAUGAGGAGCUGGCAAAAAAGAUGCAACGAGAAGAACACGACGGUCCGGAAGACGAGCAAUUAAUGUUGGAUCAAAAAUUGGCGAUGGAAGCGCAGGAUGCCGAAUUGGCACGAAUGCUUCAGGAAAAGGAGCGUGCAAAAGCUCGUAAAGCACGAGAGAGAGCGAGGCAGAAGAAACUAGAGCGUCUGCAGCAACAGCAGGCGGAUGAACAGAAUCUCACGGAACGACCACAGAGACCAGACAGACUAGACUUGAAGACUCCAUCGAUCAAGAGUCGAACCCGUUAUCCUGCCAAUUAUUCUCAGUAUUCGGAAGAUCCCGAAGAAAUUCAGACACUGGACAAUCCCAGUGACAAUGUACAACAAAUGGCAAACGUCGCGACCAUUAUCGAUCCUACUUAUAACGUGCAUCGAGGUACUACUUCGAGCAGCUCGAGCAGCACGAUAAGUCCCACUUACGUUUUGCCGACGCCACCGCAAGAACUAAUGGCAGAUGAUGUACCGUGUUACAUGCCAAUUCAAGGUCAGCGACGAAAUCAGGCUCAAUCGCCGUCUAACGCUCACGAGGAGAAGCACAAGCGGCGAGUUAAAGACGGGUGUAAACAUCAGUAAAAUAUCAUAAAAGUUAAGAGGGAUCAAUAUUUUUUACAAAAAAAUUCCUUUUUUUCUUUUUUAUUGCCAUCGAAUGAUGACAUGAAUUAAUAAACAGUAUUCAUUUUUAAGGACUGUCUAUAAAGAGAGAAUUUCGUUAUGUAUUGAGCAUUGAUUGAUAACAUUUAUGUAAUACACACGCACACACGCGCGCACUUUCGCAAAAUGUGUGAGUGAAUGAAUUUCAGAAUUUUAUGAUUAUUUUAUAAGUUUCUUUAUAUUAAUAGAAUGUACUGCCAUAUGCGAUGAUGUAAAUCAAUACUGCCAUACGUUGAGCAAAUGAGUAUAUAAAUGUGCCUUUUAAAAGGGGCAUUUAAAGAAACCUAAGAGCCUUAACUUAAAAUAUUAAUGAAUUACUCAGCAGUAAAAUGAAGUUUAUAACUGUUGAUAUCCGAAUGGAUAGACUGUACCGUCCUCGAUUUUCUUUUCAUGUUUCUUGAUGGCUAUACACUCUGAUGUACAUAUAAAUAUGUAUUAAGUAUAUAAAGACACUAGUAUAUAAAUAUUAUUUUUUAAUGUUAACACGUGUUUUUCACGUGUUAAAAUUUUUGACAUUUUUUAUGCAAAAUAAAAGCAAAGAUUAUAGCUUGGACAAUCAGAAAACGAUUUAUAUGAGACAUAUUUUUUAACUUGAUGCAUUUGUAUGCGACAAGUAAUCGGUAUUAAUGUACAAAUAUUGAUCAACUACAAAAGAAAUUAUCAUUGAAUCUCGUAAUUUACGUAGAUGGGCCAGAUAUACAAAGUGCAAUUGAAACGCAUGAGCAGAUUAUGACAAAAAAAAAUUGAGAAAUUAUGGAAACUUUUUUCCAAAUCAUGCUUUAAAUGAUCACAUUUAAGAGAAUCUUUCACGUUUCCAACACGUUAAAAUUUGCUCUUAUAAGAUCACCAAUACAUUUCUACUACACAUAUCCUUCAACGCUAUAAGGAUUCUUCAUAACAUGCUUAAUUUAAUAAUAGAUCGUAAUUACUAAAUCCUUUUAUAGUCAGUAAGAUAGAACGUAAGGAAUGACAACGCAUAUUGCCAAAGAUAACACUUUGAUGUUGGCCUUUCAAAAAAGUGUUGAGAUGAUAUAAAGAAAGUGCACGUACAUGUGCGCAUUGCGUAUGGGUAAAGAUCUAGAUUCAACGAUUCUUGCGUAUUACGAUAUUUUUUGAACUUUAAAAUAUACAAUAAAAUAUGGUACGAGCAAGCUUUCAAAAUAUUUGGACUUGGGCAUAUAUUGUUGAUUAUAAUAUAUCAAAGAGAAACGUUGGAAUUUUGCAAAAAAAAAAAAAUUGUUACGCAGAAUAUACUUGUUCGUCUUCAAAAAAAAACAAUAUCUACAAUUACUGUAAUUUCAAAAUGACACCUUUAUGAAACGCUUUGAAUUUAUUUAUUAUUAAUACUCUGACAUUAUAAAGGACCUAUUGUAUGUAUACAAUGUAUUAUUUACUAACUUAUAUAAGGAUCGUGUACUCGGAAGAAUAAGAAUCUUUAUUGGUAGUUGUUCAAGAUAUUCCAUUAGAAUAUAUAUGAAUUCCUUUCGUAACGAUUAUGUCAAUUGUAAUGAGAGUGGAGUUUUCCCUCGUUUGAUACUAUCACAUAUUACCUUUCUUUUACGUUUAUUGUGUAUCGAUACAACUAUACAUGAGCAUGUUAAUAAAUUAUUUACAAAGAUA